Condylostylus longicornis is the source of this 4054-nucleotide messenger RNA. RefSeq names its product structure-specific endonuclease subunit SLX4 (gene mus312). Gene Ontology annotation, cellular component: nucleus; Slx1-Slx4 complex. NCBI's taxonomy places the organism in Eukaryota, Metazoa, Arthropoda, Insecta, Diptera, Dolichopodidae. The record is from RefSeq and is a predicted model, not a curated record. The transcript is spliced from 7 exons. The coding region runs from base 87 to 3953 and encodes 1288 amino acids. Gene Ontology annotation, molecular function: enzyme binding. Gene Ontology annotation, biological process: resolution of meiotic recombination intermediates; DNA replication; interstrand cross-link repair.
GCCCAGGCGAGGGGAAGAUAUUCUAAAAAUUUUAAAAGAAAGUCAAGAUUUAGAUAAAGAUCGUUAAUGCAAUAUAACACACGAAAAUGAUUAAUAAAGAAAAAUUGAAUAAGUUAAAACUGACUGAAUUAAAUAAACGUAACCAAAAUCAAGUAUCUAAAUUUUUUUCAACCCAAAAUACAAAUGAAAACGAUGAAUCGGAAGACCUUUUUCGCCUAAAAUCUAUUGAAUCUAAGGCAAAACAUCUGCUAAGGGAAACUGAAUCCGCUUUAAACAUAACAGAAGAUGAGAAUCAAAUACUCUCUCAUUUAGAAAAAUCGAAUGAGCAAAAUAAUAAAAAUUCUUCAAUGGAAAACUCUGUUGUAUGUGAACGGAAGACUGUAAUAUCUAAAUUUUUUGAUAGUAACUUCGAUGAUUUUCAAUCGUGUACUAGAAAAGAAAGAAAAACAACGAAAACUUUAAAAGAAAAGCUAAUAAAGAAGAAAACAUCUUCAAAAGAAAAGAAAAAACAAACCACAAUUAAAAGUGCUUUCGCAAAAAAUGAAGAAGUUUUCUCAGAGUUGAUGGCUCAGCAUAGUAUAGCAGAAAAUUUUGAUCCAGAAGAUAUGCAAGUAGCAUUGGCAUGUUCGAUGUCUGAAGCAGAAAUUCCUUCACUAAAUAGCGAAUCAAAUGAUAACUUAACUUGUACCUCUAAAAAUGUUGAUAAAAUACGUGAAAAAUUAGAACAAUACGGGUUUAGAAUUAAUUCUAAUAAAGAAGAUUAUGAUAUAAACUAUUUCUUACCUAAAAGUAUAAAAAAGGCUAAAUGGGCUAAUCGAUUUACAUCUCUAACACUUCGAUGCCCAAAAAAGCAGAACCAAAAAUUGCAUGAAAAAAUUGAACAAUUUUUGAGUACCCAAUUCAGUGAAGAGGAAAACUGUGAAGAAUCACCAUUCCAAUUUAAUAUUUCAAGCCCAUAUUUAGAAACAUUAAUACCAGAAAUUGAUACUAUAAAGUUUUUUCGCAAAGGUUUAUAUAUGGAUAAUGAAAAUGAUGACGUAGAAAUAUUUUAUGUGUCCGAACUAUUUGAGCCCCGAAAAAGUAAGCCUGGCUCUUUACUAAAAAAUUUUAAAAAUAUACCAGGUAGGGACUUGUCACCAGUUAGAAAUAUGCCAAAAGUUCCACAUGAAUUGGAAGAAAGAAAAUAUUCAUCAACAGAAAAUGCAGAAGAAAAUGUGCAAUGCAUAGAAAAUGAAAAUAAUAAAAAUUAUGAAAUAUCAAAUAUUAAGUUAGCAACAAAAAAUACUGAAAUUACUGAUACAAUUGAAGAUGAGAAUGCCUACUCUAUCCAAUUCGAGAACAAUUUUGAAAAUGAAAUGAAUAAGAAUGAGAGUUUGAAACGAGGCAGUUCCGAAUCAUCACCAGACUACAAACGUCCUAAAUUGGAAUCAUUUCUAGCAGAAAUCGAGAGUAAAAGAACUGAUAGAGCAGAUUCUCCUGAUAUAUUUAAUAAUUCUGAAGGAGAUUUGGAAACAUCGGCUACAAAAAAUGAUAGUACUGAAUUAGACAGAAUUCACGUAUAUGAAAAGUUUUCAAGUGAUGAAGCAAAGGUUUCUGACGAAACGUGUUGCAACAAAAUACAAAAACAUAACAAAUCACAAAUAGAAAUAAGUAAUGUAGUUGAUUUAACACAAAGUGAUGAAUCCAUGUCAGAAAUCAGAUAUGAACAAGCAGAACCAAUAAAUAAAACAUGUGAAAGCCCCUAUUAUUUAAAUAAUGAAAUACAUAAAAUUCUUGAAAAUUGUGAUAUAAGAAAUAAUGCCACUCAAAAUCAUUUUUGUGAUAACAACUUUUCCGAUAAAAAUUUAAAAAAUGAACUAGAUAUUGCGAACAAGAAAAUUUCAACUUCUACUAAAUUUUUAGAAAAAAUAAGUGAAACUAAAAAUGAAGAUUAUUCUAAUAAUAAAAAUUUUAAAAAAUUAUUUCAAAACGAUUCCAAAAGUUUAACACCUUGUUUUAAGCCAAGCGAAAAUAUAAAUUCAGAAAAUCAUUCAAAUAACUUACAAAACGAUUCUGUUAAUGAGUUUUGCAUUAUCUCUUCCGAAGAUGAAGAUACCGCUUCUUAUCCAGAUGAUGGGCAAAUCAAAAAUUUAAAUAAUUCAAAUAUAUUAAGUAAAAAGAAAUUUUCAUUUUCGAUCCACAAUAACUAUAUGGAGGAUUCACACAUUAUUGUUUCAGAUGAUAAUACAACUAACUCAGGAUUUGAAUCAGAUAAUAAUUUAGAAAAUAUUGAAGUAAACCUUCAUCAAUAUAGUCAGUUUUCAGUUGCAACAACUCCAGUUAAGCAUUCACCUAAAAACUUGGAGAACUUAGGUGAUCACUUAGAAUUGGGCGAAGAAAUCAAAAAUGAGGAAUUUAGCAAUUUAACAGUCAAGCAGCUUUCGGCAUCAUCUCAAUCAAGUGAUUUAGAUGAUUCAUGUAUUAUACUUUCAGAUGACGAAGUAAACUAUUCUAUAUUAACCUCCGCUAAAAAAAAUAUAAAUAAAAAUUCAGAGAUCUUUAAAAACAAUUUUGAUAAAACUAUUAAAUCCGGAAGCGACUCUUUUGGUCAAGGAAAUAUUUCUCUUAUAGAUUUCUGUGAUAUAGACAUGAUUAAACCGUCUAAUAUAAAAUUGAAUGAUGAGGUGAAUAACUCUCAUUUAGAAGUAUUAGAAGAAAAUUUGUCUGAUUCAUCGAAUUUUGAAUUGAAAUUGACUCCAGAAAAUGUAAUUAAUUUUUCAGUUAAUAAAUCAUUAGAAUUACAAUCACCUCUCAAGAAUCGUAAAAAUGCAACGCAGAAUGAAAAUUCGAUCAAUCAAGGGAACAAAGGUGAAAGUUUUAUCAUUUCAGAUGUAGAAGAUGAAGAUUUUGAUCUUAAUGUAUUACGAAAAAAAUAUGGAUUACCAAUCAUUGAAAAAAAGUCAAUUCCACAGAAAUCAACCGGAUGUAGAAAAAGCUUAUCUGAAUCAUUUUCGAAAAAUGAAGCUAUUACUCCUAGUUUGCAGCGUUUUAAAACAUUUGGAACACAUUCGAUAAAUACAAAAAAAUUUAAUAAUUCAUGUAAAGAAAUAGAAAAUGAAGAUUCAGUAAUUUCUAAUGAAUUUGAUGAAAUUGAUAAACUAAUAUAUGGUAGCCCAAAUAAAUGUUUUUCGUUAAAGAAUGAAAGACCAAGUAAUUUUGAAAAUUUAUUAACUGCAAAAAUAAAUAGAAUUUCACCUAUAAAACUAAAUAAAGCUAUUGAACCAUUUGAGUUUGAAAACGGUGGCAAAAUAUAUCUUAUAAAAACACAAAAUAUUGAACAAAAACCCGAUUUCAAAAGAAUGAAUUCCCCAACACGAAUCAAAUAUUUAUAUAACUAUGGUUUAAAGCCAUUAAAAAGGAAGCAAGCAAUUAUUAUGUUAGAGCACAUUUAUAACCAAACUCAUCCAAUAUUGGAAAAUUUUGACUCAAAUACAAAAAUCGAAACGGAAAUUAAAAUUGAAAACGAAAAUUUAAAUUUUCAGGAAAAUAUUAUUGAAACUGAUUAUAUCAAAAAAGUUGAAAAUGAUAAUUGUAAAAUUUUCGAUGGUAAUCAUCUUAAUUUGAAAGACUAUUUUUGGGAUGAAAUUGAUAUUUCUGAGGAAAAGUUAAUAUUUGAUGAUAAAAAUGAAGAAUCGUAUAUAUUUCAGACCAACACAAGUAAAAAGGUAUCAACCGCAUUACUUCCUUUUCAUAUUGCAUGGUUUAAUUUAUUUAGAAGCAAUUUACAACUAAGAGAAGCAAUUUUUCAUUUCGAACCAAUUGAUCUUCAGGAAAUCUAUAAUUUUUUCAAAUCUAUAGGUUACAGAUAUGAUCCAAGGGACAUAAAAAAAUUUUUGGAUGAAAAAUGUAUAAUCUUUCGCUAUGAUGUAGGUAAUAAUAAUGUAAAUAGACAUAAAAGGAAAAAUAAAACUUAAAUUUUUGUUUAAUAAUACAUAUGUAUGUUAAUAAAUUUAGUUCUUUAUGAUAUUUUUGAAUUUGCACAUUGAAAUUUUUAAUAAAAAUUUAAGAAAAUAUA